This is a messenger RNA of Penicillium verrucosum, 1104 nucleotides long. RefSeq lists its product as uncharacterized. The coding region runs from base 1 to 1104 and encodes 367 amino acids. The transcript has a single exon. The record is from RefSeq and is a predicted model, not a curated record. NCBI's taxonomy places the organism in Eukaryota, Fungi, Ascomycota, Eurotiomycetes, Eurotiales, Aspergillaceae.
AUGCGAACUGGCUUCGAGGAUGAGUUUAUGUCGGGAUUCUGUUUCCUUCUCACGUCGAAGAGCCACCUCCAGGGUUCAUUGCAAGAUAAUGACCACGGCACGGGCCCCUGGUGGAUUAGCUUUGAUCGGAGUCUUCCGUCUGCAAUAAAAAAGCUAGACAUGAUUAAACGUCUUGACACUCCGCCCACUGAGCUUCAAACUUUUAAGGAAUGGGGAAUUUCGGUUAAUCCUGAAAUUCGCGAUAUCAAUGUGAAUAUUACGACAAACCAGGGCACAAUAAAGUGGGACAUAAAAGAGCUUAUGCGAGGAAUCUAUUCCACAUAUGUUGACAACCAGAUUGACUAUGGACUCUAUGAACCACCCCCGCCUCCACUGUCCGAGGAGACUCCGUCCUUACAACACAUCCAGAAGGUUUUAGAGCAGCAGCAGCAAACCGCAGAAGUCCAGUCUAUAGACUCGGCCGUACUUCGUCUUACAUGGGGAUCUGAAAACAAUACAGUCUCAGUCACAAACACUUCUUCGGAUGGGGAAUGCGACCUUCAAUACGUGAUCUACGCCCAGUUCCUCGCAGAUAUCGAGCAGGAAAAGUCAGUCUUACUAGAAAUAACUGCACGCACAUUCGCCGCUGGAAUUAUCUCCCAUCUCCCUGCCUCCAAAACCAUUUACUUUGAGUUCCGGAUUCCUAGUCCAUCCUUGUCUUCCCUUAUAUCUGCUGCCCCCAACGGAUUUGAGGUUGGUGCCUCCCAUGAAUUUGAGCCGGGCUCGGUCAUACGAGCACUGCCUCAGAUUAACCGUGACAUUUCUAUGCGCCCGAUACCACAUACCUUCUUUACAGUGGUUCUUGAUAAGCCUGCCUUGAUCCAAGAACCCAGUGUGCUAUUCUACAUCCUAUGGACCGACCCCCGGCAAUACAUUGAACCGCAGACUACCGACAUAGUCGUUGAGACUCUGCGGAGCGCUGGUAUUCAGGAAGCUGCAAGGAGGCUUGCAAUGCUAGCGGUGGAAGGGAAACUCCAGGAUUGUCCAAGGAAGCUUACGCAGGAGGAGCAUAGGGGAUUAUUGUCUUUGUCACCAGAGGAGUACGAACAGAAGAUGAACUUCUAG